UUUCGCCGUGCCAGAGCCACGCGAGUGGCCGCGCGCGCUGCUUGUUCGCGAAGGAGCUUUUGAGCUUGCGAUCGCGUGUGACGCUCGAGUGUGUGAAGUUUGUACCAUGUGCGGGAUUAAAGGUGGUGAUGGGCGCCUGCUGCUGAUUUCUGCAGUCGUCGUGGCUAUUCUUCUCACCUGUCCCGGUUCCUGUCAAAACGCGGAGCCCGGCAGGCGUUACCACGAUUUCAAAAAUACCGACGUCACUGCAGAUUUCGAGAACCAGCACGAUGAUUUUUGGGACGUGCCUCCCGAAGGAGAGCCGCUGCCGAGGCCAAAAGCGGAGAAGGAAGUAGCGCCGGCGUCGCCCCGAGGAAGCGGAAAUGAGAGCUCGGAGGCCCUGCUGCCAGGGGCGAGCCACGAGGACGAGUCGGACGAGCAGAGUCUACAGCCGCCCCAGCAGCGCUCCGCCACUAAUGCCAGUACUCGGCAAGAAAGCUUUCCCACUUCGCGAUUCAGCUCGUACCAACCCUAUCGCUGGAAAAAGAAGUAUCGUCGCGGAAGCAAACACUACCAGCAGCGGCAGCAGCAGUCCUGGAAAAAUCUGAUUUCGGCGGAACGCGAAAACGUCGUCAAUGUAGGCAGACGAAACCGAAGCAAAAAGCCGAAGCUGCUGCAACAGCAGGAGCAAAUCGAAACGAGCGUCGCGACUGCGAAUUCGAAAAAGCCGCGUAGUCGAGCAGGCAGGUACAGAGAGGAACGCCGAAGACGACGCAAGAACAGGAAGCGCUCCAGGAGUAGGAUCAGACUCGAAAGCAAGAAGCAGCACGAGGAGCAAAAAUGGAGGGACCGUCCGAUCGCCAGGCUACUCAAGGUGCUGAACAAGCAGAAGACCGACGAGGACAAGUUCUUGAUCGAGAACCCGCUGAACCUUUCGACGACCAAGCUGACCGAGGAGAGUGUUCCAGAGACGACAAAACUAUUCGACGCGUCGAACACCAGCUACCCCUCGCAACUGACGACGGAGCCUCGCAUCCCGAAAACGCCGUCGCCGACCGCGCACUAUCACGCACAGCAGCAGCAGCAGCCCGGCGAGGUCGAGCGCGAGUUCACGCGCCACUUGGAGCGCGAAUACGCGCGGACCCGGCUAGCCGAGAAGUCCAGCCUCAACGAGACCGACAACGACGAGGACGACGAGCUGGAGGACGGCGGCGACGAGGGAGCUGAGAUCGAGGCGGAGGAGGACGAGGAGGAGGAGACGGAGGAGCUUCCGAGGUUCGACGAUCAGCGCUACUCCCAGGCGAGCCGACCGCCGGGCGGAGCGCAAUUCAAUCCCGAGAGAAUGCUCGGCUACUCGAGGACCGACGAGGACCUGCCGAUCCUCGAUAUGGAGAACGAAGUGCUCCAGAGGACGCUCAAGGAUUACAACGCCUACAUGAGCUCCAGCGCUGCCGGCACUGACAAGGCCUCCAGGAAUAAGGACGAGGAGAACUCGGAGCACCGUAGGUACGGACCUAACGAAUCGUCUCGGUCCAAAGUGAUCAGCACUUCCAGUUCGCCGAGUCCGCUGGACAGCAACGUCUUCUUGGCGAGCGUCGAGGACGAGCCUCGCGGGGACCUGUCCUGCAUGAACGGAACGUUCCUGCCGGCUCCGUUUGUCCAGCACGCCGUCAUCAAAUAUGUAAAAUCAUCUCGGCCGGGCCACGAGUACCUCGAAGCGGACUACGAGUGCGAGUCAGGCUACACGAUGCUGGGCGCCAGCAUGAAUUCCGGAGGCGGACGACUGCUGUGUCGGGAGAGACGCUGGCUGGGUCGACUGCCCGUCUGCGUGUACUGGACCGACAACCAGGCCAUGUGCACCGAACUAAACUGUGAGCAGCUCUGCAAGUUCGUUGACGGCAGGCCGAGGUGUCUCUGCCGCGAGGGCUACCGCCUCGAGGGACGCAACUGCACAGACAUCGACGAGUGUCUGGAGAACGAGGGUCGCGGACCCUGCCAGGACACUUGUCGCAACCUGGCGGGCAGCUUCGCCUGUUCCUGCGAGGAACUCCCCGGCCACAGUCUCGCGCCAGACAACCGCACGUGUCAGCAGCAACAGCAGCAGGAACAGCAGUCGUCAAGCAGCAGCGCUUGCAAUUACAACAACGCCGGCUGCUCGCACACGUGCCUUGCGAUCCUGGGCAGGGUCUUCUGCCUGUGUCCUGAGGGUUUCUUCCUUCAGGACGACUGGAAGACCUGUCAAGACGUAGACGAGUGCGAGGUGCCGGAUCUUCAGACGGAAGUCUGUCGCCAUGGCUGCAUCAACACGCCGGGCUCGUACCGGUGCGCCCCGCCGCCGCCACCACCGCCACCGCCUCAGCAGCAUCCGCUUGAGGAAACUGCGAGGAGGAGCGCCGCCGAGUGUCAAACUGGUUACGAGCGAGGCGAGACGAGGAGCUGCGUCGAUAUCAACGAGUGCGCCACAAACAACGGCGGGUGUACCGAGGUGUGCGAGAAUACAGAGGGAAGCUACUUUUGUGCCUGCGAAGGCGACGAGAGAAUUUUAUCGGAAGAUAAGAAGACCUGCGUCGCGAAUACGAGUUUACUCUCUUUUCGCGGUUUGGUCUCCUUUCUAGUCGCGGAGAAGCGCUUCGAGGCGAUGGAUCGCGAAGCCGCCCUGGGCAUGCGAUUCCGCGAGACGAGCAUCUCCUGCUCGGCGCUGAAUCCCGCGGGCCGCGGCUACCUGCUCUGCUCCGACGCGGAGCCCUCGGCCACGCCGACGACGUCGAGCGACGGAGACACUGCCAAUGACGAGGACAGUGAUGACAAGGGCGACGAGGCGCUGGAGGAGCAGCAGCAGCAGCAGCAGGAGGAGGUGGAGCGAGGGCCCAUCAGGCCGGGUACCAAGUGUCGCCUCAAGUGUCCGCGCGGCUAUGAGCUUCACGGCGAGUACGAGCUCACCUGUCGCGCUGACGGCACUUGGGACGGACCCAAGCACGGAGAGUGUCUCAGAUACAGCAAGCCACGACUGGACUGCCCGAAGGACGUGGUAGCCGAGCUGCCCCCGGGCCACGACGAGGCCUUUGUGACUUACGAGCAGCCCUCGACGGAUCUGGAUUGGUUCCGCUACGUGCGCUCGAAACCUUCAUGGGGCACGAGGCUCGAGGCCAAUCUCAAGCUCGGUUCGCACGAGAUCACCUUCUACGCCCGGCAUCCGGUCUCGAAGAAACAGACGAGCUGCACCCUCAAGAUAGCCGUGCAAGAGGGCCAGGCGCCAAAGGUCAAAGGCUGCCCCAGCGACAUCGAAGUCAGGGGGAAUAACGGCUCCGCCAUUACGUGGGUCGAGCCAGUCUUCACCGACAACGUCAAAGUUACUCGCGUAACGAGCAGCGAGAGCCCGGGCAACACGUUCAGCCUGGGUGGCCACAAGGUCGAGUACGAGGCGUCCGACGAGGCCGGCUGGACGACCAAGUGCAUCUUCACCGUUGUUCUGCGGCCACUGCUCCCCGAGUAAAGACGGGCCUGGCGGGAGAAAAAACCAAGGCAAUAUAAAUGGAAAUCGCCGGGAAAACGAGGAGCGCAGCAGCCUCAGUUUUCGCGCUCGAGAGAAUCGCUAAUGGAUUUCCGGCUGCGGGCGCGGAUUGAAAAAUCUCCGGCAAGAGAAGCGAGAUGGAGCUCAGCAGUGUGAGGGGCGAGAUCGAAACGCCAGAAUUUUUCUUUCCUCAGGGCCGCUAGACGUGGACUUUCGAGAGUUUGGCCUUUGGUAAAACGCUGUUUUCUUUUCAUUAUUUUCACUUUCGAAGAACGUGCAAACAUCUUAUUCGCCACGGAAAGGAGACUCUAUGAGACUCUCUGUGAACGCGCGGCGAGAACAACUGUAGAUCUUUAUCUCGAGUUUUGUUAAACUUUCUACGGUCUCGCUGCCCGAAUAUCUAUAUGCGCCGGAAAAAAGAAAACAAUAAUUAUUAAAAUGUUUGAAAAAGAAUAUAAUUUAUCAAAGACUAUACUAUAUCUGUAAAAAAGAUCUCGACUCUGCAUGCUCCAACCUUGCACGAAACAGGAACCUUUUGUACAAUAGCAAGAGCUACUUCUACACGUUCAAGUACAUGAAAAUUGACCGUAGCGUGAGAUUAGAGAAAUUGAAAAGGCAGAAAAAAAAAAUAUAUAUAUGCAUAUACAUUACUUUACGGACGAAAGAUCUGCAUCGGAAUAAAAUUUACAGUAUUCUUUGAAAACACUUUAGUCACACUGUAUGAUAAAAAGUAAUAGAGCUGAGACAGGAGAAAUGAAUAUUACAUUUAUACAAUAAUUGAUGUUUUUAAUAAUAUACGUACCAGUAAAAUGAGUUUAUGUAAUCAAUAAUAUAUUGCAUAUACACGUAUAAGCGUAUACAGUAUUUUUCAAAAGGUAUGACUUCAGUUCAACUGAAGACUAACGUAAGUAGGAUAAUGAUAUAUUGUCCGCGCCUGCGAAGACCAUAUAGCACCAUUCAAGAAAAGCUUCUUUCGAUUUACAAUUAAUUUUGAAACAUCAAAGUAAAAUUUAUUUUCCGUCGAUACAUGAAGUGGUAAAUCAUACAAUAGUCCUUUUUCUAAUUGCGCUAGUCUUCGUAGAAACCGGCGAUACAGCUUCACUACAUUUGAAAGAUCCUAGAACAUGGCAAAGGGUAACUACAUCCACUCUACAAUAUAUUAUGAUGUAUAAGAGAUUGAUUUUUCUUGCGAGAGAAAUAUAUGAUUAGCGAGAAUAAAAAAUAAAUACGUUCGUCGUAAAUAAAUAAUGAGUAGUUUCUUUUACAUCAAUACUGACAGGAGUUCUCAUGUAACAAAGCAAUUAUUUUGUCAGGCGUUGAAUAAUCCAAUCACGAUAUUAUCAUUAUUGUUACGUUAUAAAUAUUAUAUGUUAUUAUGCACACGUAUAUUUAAUGCGCAAUAAUAUAUUCCACGAGAUUAUCACGGCUCAUCAAUCGGCGUUAUUAUACGUUCUUAUGAAUCCACUGUGACUUGCUCCCAGGCGAUUAAUGUCAACGUCGCAUUUUAUUCCAUUACGAAACGAAAGGAACGAGUAGGGAAGCUCGCAUAAAAGUCCAACCUCCCGUCACAGAGAAAAGAUACGUGAGAUAACAUUGCGCAAUUUUGCCGAAUCUGCGCACAUAACUAUGUUCAUCCCGGCCCAACAGACCGCGUAAACAAACUUAACUUAAAAAAAGCUCAAAAGUCGACUUUUUCUAUGAUCACGUGGCGACGAGAAAGGUACCGCAACAAAAAGGCCAACGGAAGGGUCCGUGCAGUAUCCAAGCGAAAGGCCAACAAACUCUAGACUCUCGUGAAACAGUCGAGCACGUGAACGUAAUCGCGACUCGUCGGCGUGUGAAUUCGCUGGCUGUGAAAAUUACUCCAUGAAGCCGAAGGCCGUUCAGCUCUACUUGGAUACCGCACGGAGCAGCAAAAGUAAUCUCGACGAUGUUCGCCCUAUACUGACAUUCGUCAGAGAUGCGCCAACUUCUCAUGCACGCGUGCUCUUCGACUACUUUUGAAAUUCGAAAAAAAAAACUAUAACUCCCUACUACUACGAUUCUUGUACGCAACUUAAAGCACGACAAAGUCAUUUGAUGAUACCUCUGAACGGCAAUUUAAUUUACCAAUGUAUACCGGGAAAACGGAGAAAGAAACGGGAUGAGGAAGCAGAGCAAAGGGAUAUCAUCUAUAGGAGCUUUUUCUAAUUAACGACUGCUCUUCAUCAAAAUGUCUGCGCUACACGAUCUCAAAAAGCCGCUUACCUAAGGUAAAUUUAAUACAGCUUUAGAGCCAUUCAGUUUCAGAGUUUUGCUGCGUCCUGUAUAUUAUGGGUAUACAUGAUGGGGAUGUUCGAGGCGCACGAAAGCCAUUGCUCGAGCUUCAAGGGAAGCAACUUCAGACGAUUUUCGCAAGGUGCGCGCGGAGAGCAUAAAGAUACUAUAGCCCCGGCCGGAACUUCCUCUCCGCGCAAGCUUUUGUAAAUCUUAAUCAGCGAUGCUGAUGAAUUCCGAAACGGAGAUAGUUAUAAUAAUCUUCUCGGCAAAUGAAGUAUCUUAUGCUCCCCCAACGUAUUUUGGAUGUGUUUAAGUUUGCAUUCGAAUCGCGCGAUAAUGACUCUUUCAUUCGGCAGAGCACCGAGAGCAGAAAUAGAAAUUCAUUAACAUACAUCAUCGAAAGCAAAGCAACAUUUCAACGCCGCGCCGCAGUAUCGACACUCCUGUCAGCUCUGCGCGAUAAACGGGAUCGUCCAUACCAGUUUACACGCUUAUUACGCGCUACUCCGUUUAUUAUCCCGUCGCCCGAGUCCUUGGAGUCGAUGAGCUAUAUCGCGCGAGUCGAUAAUUGAUGAAGCUUUCGGCGAGGGGAAAAAUGCUCGUGUUAUUAUGUGAUUGCGAGCGGGCUGCUAGCGCUGAUUGCCGUGCGAGAGCCAUUUCUCAUCGGCAGACAAGUCGACACCUUCGCUCGAAUGAAUCGCUGAACACAAGCUCUUAACAACGCGCUGCUCGUAGGGAAUGGAUUCGCAUCUACACCGAGGAAUAUUUACGAGAGAAGGGUGACGUGUUUUUUGCCCAGUAUCAAAUCACUGUAUUUUUCCGUAAUCAGAUGUCAAUGAUGCUUGCUUAACGCCGUGGAUUUUGGGCACAAGGAGAACUUACCGUGCGACGCGCGUUUCUGGGAUCAAAAAGUGAAAGAAAUCGCAGAUUGAAUGGAAAUCUUGAGAGUAGCCUUGAGAAUACUAUACAAAUAAAAUAUUAUAACAAAUGUACAGGAGUAGAUCAUCGAGUUUACAGCUGAGAUUCACUUCCAAGAUAUGCUUUUACUUUGCUGUAGGAUGUCUCGCAUUUCAAAUAUUCAAGCGCAGCUACGCGUGAGAGAUCAAAUUUUUUAAGAGGCCUCUAUCAGUCUGCAUCACGCUGUGUUAUAUUUAUUCAUGCGAAAAAAAACUGGGGUAUGUCUUUGCGCUAUCGUUGCUUUUUUUAGAAGAGCUUACGGGGUGGUUCUAUAUUAUAUACAUAUUUGGCUGAGAAGCAGCUAGGCUCAAGGGGCUACCACACCAGUUAUAUAUAUAUAUAUAUAUAUAUAUAUAUAUAUAUAUAUAGAGAGAGAGAGAGAGAGAGAGAGAGAGAGAGAGAGAUAUACUAGCCAAUGCUAAUUUACUUUAAUUUAAUGACUUUAAAAAAACUACAGGACCGAGAUAACGGUACAAUUUUUGAAGUACGCUUUCCUUCCAAGCGUCUAACCACGGCUAAAAUAAACAAUAAACGUUUGAUCUGAUCAAACCCCAAAUGCUGCCCAGCUCAUUUCCGCGCAAAGAUGGUACCGACAACUAGGUCCUGUAAUUUUUUGAGACUCCUAUGUACAGCCGGUUUCCUAAAAGUUGGGAGUAAACGAGCGCGUCAAUUUAACAUGAUUAGUAUAUCUAUAUAACUGGUGUGGUGGCCCCUUAAGUCUUUUUGUAAAAAUCUAGAAAUAUGUAAAACAAACUUAAUUCAUAUUUACGUAUAAUUAUGAUCCUUGCAUAAUAUGGACUGAUAUAUAUCUAUUCAUAUCGACUGUGACGAGUUUAAAUGUUUUUCUUCGCAACUCUAUAAUAAAUAGGAUACAUUUUCUUGAGUUUUUUUUAAAAAAAAAGAGAAUUCAAUACGUAUAAUAAAAAUUGUCCUUGAAUUUUAUUACUUCCACUAAGCAUAAAAUAGUAUAAUGCAAACUUAGCGAGGCCCCUUAAUAAUAUAGUGUGAAUAAUAAUUAUUUUAAGUAUAUGAAAGUAGGGAAAGAAGGAAACGAUGUAGGCGGAAGUCAUAAUAAUUGAAUGUCAUCCUUAUUAUAACGAUUGUGCACGUAAGAAUAAACGUAUAUAUGUUAUUUAUUGUCAGUAUGCCCAUACGCGCCAGUCGCAUAUCAUGUUACAAUGACGUUCAAUUACUACCUACUAAAUAAUAUGUGACGCAUUAUAAAUGUAUAAAAUUCACCUAUUAAAUAUAUUACAAAACA
Nasonia vitripennis (jewel wasp) is the source of this 7967-nucleotide messenger RNA. RefSeq lists its product as uncharacterized. The record is from RefSeq and is a predicted model, not a curated record. Gene Ontology annotation, molecular function: calcium ion binding. Bases 107 to 3472 code for a protein of 1121 amino acids. The transcript is spliced from 14 exons. Lineage: Eukaryota; Metazoa; Arthropoda; Insecta; Hymenoptera; Pteromalidae.